Messenger RNA from Papaver somniferum (opium poppy), 396 nucleotides. Its product is annotated as mediator of RNA polymerase II transcription subunit 36a-like. The record is from RefSeq and is a predicted model, not a curated record. The coding region runs from base 1 to 396 and encodes 131 amino acids. The transcript is spliced from 2 exons. Lineage: Eukaryota; Viridiplantae; Streptophyta; Magnoliopsida; Ranunculales; Papaveraceae.
AUGACCCAUAUGAUUAAUUCGGGUGAGAAGUUAACGGUCCCUGAACAAAGAAUACUACGGAAUCGAGUUAAAGGCAUAAUAAUCCCUGAUAAAGGAGGUUUGUAUGGUUAUGAUGAUGACCGAUCAAGGAGAGUUGAACCAAAGCAAGGAAAAGGUGGUCGAAGCGGUCGAGGUGGAGGUAAAAAGGGUGAAAAAGGUGGUCGAGGUGAAAAAGGUGGCCGUGCUGGAACAAGUGCUCGAGGUGGACGUGGUGGAGGCAAAAAGACUCCAAUUCAAGGUGGCAGUGGAAGAGGUAAAACAUCUAGAGUUGUAGAACAGGUUGUGGAACAGGAGAAACAUGACGACGAUUUGGAUUCCUUUUUGCGCCCGGAUUCGGAGGAGGAAUCAAGUGAAUGA